Molecule: messenger RNA, 435 nt
Organism: Penicillium chermesinum
Lineage: Eukaryota; Fungi; Ascomycota; Eurotiomycetes; Eurotiales; Aspergillaceae
Product: centromere protein Cse4
Exons: 2
Coding region: 1-435 (144 amino acids)
Cellular component (GO): nucleosome
Molecular function (GO): structural constituent of chromatin; protein heterodimerization activity; DNA binding
Source: RefSeq, a predicted model, not a curated record
AUGGCCACCAAAACAGCAACAAAGUUAGCCGGGAGUCCCGCGCAAAAGCGCAAGCGUGGACCAACAGCAUCGUCACCAAAUAAGGCGCGCAAGUCAACAGAAAAUAAAACGACCUCCGCAAAGGCUGCAGGAAAGCGACCAUCCAACGUCCAGCCCGGCGACCCAGCACCUACAGGCAAACGCCGCCGCUACAAGCCCGGGACUGUAGCGCUUAAAGAAAUUCGCCGCUACCAGCGCUCAUACGACUUACUGAUCGCGAAACUCCCCUUCGCUCGCCUCGUCCGCGAAGUCGCACUGGACCUCCUCCCGCCGACGUCGGCUCCGAGCUGCGCUGGCAGUCACACGCUAUCCAGGCGCUGCAAGAAGCCGCCGAGGCAUUCAUGGUACAUCUAUUUGAAGACACGAACCUCUGCGCGCUACAUGCGAAGCGUGUGA